Molecule: messenger RNA, 1273 nt
Organism: Argiope bruennichi
Lineage: Eukaryota; Metazoa; Arthropoda; Arachnida; Araneae; Araneidae
Product: polymerase delta-interacting protein 2-like
Exons: 12
Coding region: 90-1103 (337 amino acids)
Biological process (GO): error-free translesion synthesis
Cellular component (GO): mitochondrial nucleoid; nucleus
Molecular function (GO): DNA binding
Source: RefSeq, a predicted model, not a curated record
GGCAGUGGUCAAUGAUGUUAUUGUAACUUUUCGUAAACAUUGCGUAUUCAUGAAUUAAUUUACGAUUUUAAAUUUAAAAAUUACGCAUUAUGAAUAAAAUUCGUCAUCUGUCGUUUUUGACGAGAUUUGAAAAUACUUUGUUAACAGUUUACUACAAUCCUGUAUUUAUUUUUAAAGCGCGUUUUGCAAGGCUUGCAGAAGUCGGAAAAUUAGAAACACCUAAAUUAGAAGGCAAAUACGAUACUGGUCAACUUUUCUUGCAUAGAGUAUUUGGGUAUCGUGGAGUAACACUUUUCCCAUGGAUGGCCCGAGUGUAUGAUCGUGAUGUACCUAACAAGGAAGCAAACAGAGAGAGUGAAGAAUCUAGUACUAAUUAUAAUCAUGUGGGAAAGGAAGUAAAAAGUCAUACUCAUACUUAUUAUCAAGUCCUCAUUGAUUCCAGAGAUUGUCCUUAUGUGAGAACUCAAACAGAAGCUGUGACUGUUUUAGGAAAUCAUGAUAAUAGUCGAUCACUUUAUGCCAUUCCAGGUUUGGAUUAUGUAGCUCAUGAAGAUGUGAUACCUUAUACUAGUACUGAAAAACAACCAAUUGCUCAUGAAUUGUUUGACAAAUUUUUAAUGCAUGAUCCUGAGAAAGAUCCUCCUUUCAGUGCUCGUGAAACAUUACGAGCUUGGCAAGAGAAAAAUCAUCCCUGGUUAGAACUUUCAGAUGUACAUAAAGAAACCACAGAGAAUAUCCGAGUAACAGUUAUACCUUUCUAUAUGGGCCAAAGAGUUGCACAGAAUGCUGGUGUUUACUGGUGGAGAUAUUGCAUACGACUAGAAAAUUUGGGAGAACUCACUGUUCAGCUACGAGAAAGACAUUGGAGAAUAUUUUCACUUUCAGGUUCUUUAGAAACUGUACGUGGAAGAGGGGUUGUUGGGCAGGAACCGGUAUUAUCUAAAAUCCAACCUGCAUUUCAAUAUAGUAGUCAUGUCAGUUUGCAGUCUCCUUGUGGCCAUAUGUGGGGAACAUUUAGAAUGGAAAGGGAAGAUGGAUUAACGUUUGAAUGUAGAAUUCCUCCAUUUUCAUUAGAAAGCAAAGAAGGAACUUCUCAUAGUUAAAAUCUCCAGUGAAACUGUUUCAUAGAUAUAUAAAGAAUUAUUUGGAAAUAUCUCCAGGGAUGUUCUCAAGAGCUCUCUUUUAAAUUUCAAGUUUGUCCAGCAACUCUGUAUAUUCUUUGCAUUUUUAGAGUGUUUGACUUUUUGUGUAAAAUAAAAGAUUAUGUACUUUA